Molecule: messenger RNA, 3956 nt
Organism: Quercus lobata
Lineage: Eukaryota; Viridiplantae; Streptophyta; Magnoliopsida; Fagales; Fagaceae
Gene: MRL1
Product: Pentatricopeptide repeat (PPR) superfamily protein
Exons: 19
Coding region: 91-3420 (1109 amino acids)
Biological process (GO): response to oxidative stress
Molecular function (GO): peroxidase activity; protein binding; heme binding
Source: RefSeq, a predicted model, not a curated record
UCUCCAUCGGUCUUUCACUCACUCCCACAACCUCUUCUUCUUCUUCUUCCUCUAUCCUCACUUCUCUCUCUCUCUCUCUCUGAAAUUCUAAUGGACGUGACUCUCUCUUCGAAUCCCCAAACCCUAACCCUAAUCUCAUGCACUCCUUUCUCCUCUUCCACUUCCUCCAAGCUCCGUUCCAUCCGCAGAGAAUUCCUCGGUUACACACAAACUCUCAGGCCACUUCGCUCCCGAACAAACCACCGAAGAAGAAAGCUAGGCCUUCUUCAAUUCCAGUCCCCGAAAUUUCUCGUACAAGCUUCUCUCGAUUCUCGCUCCGUCCUCGUCGUGGUUGCCGUAGUCACUUUCUCCGCCGUCUCCGUCUUCUUCCUCAAUCGCUAUAGAAGAAAGAACAACGAUAGCGAGGUGUCAGGACCUCCAGAUUUUGUGUUAUCUGAACUAGGACAAGAUGUUAUGAACUGGGUCUUUGAAGGUCUGAAUGUGGGCUUUCGAGAGCAACACGAGGAGGAAGAAAGCAAAGGGCUAAAGGAUAAAAUCAGAGAGAAUGGCCAUGCUUCAGGGGAUGAAGAGGCCCCAUUGAUUGUUCAGACCUCUGCUUUGAUUCAUGAAGAGGCUCUUGUCAAUAAACCGAUACAGCCACCUGGUUCUGAUGUUCUCACAUCUAGUGCUAAUAUGUCUUUGCAUUCAGAUGAACCUGAAGUUAGUGGUCAAACUUUUUCACCCAGUGAGUUUGAAUCGGGUGUGCUACAUCCUCUUACUUUGGGUAAAGAAACGACUGUGUUGCAAGUGGAAGGAUCUAAAGAGGAAAUUGCUUCUGAUUCAGAGUUGCCUACACUAUUGUCUAAAAUUAAGCAUAGUGCUGCUUCUGUUAACAUAUAUGAUCCACCUGCAGAAGUGAAUGAAUAUAAUAAGCCAAAUGAUGAGCUUGGUGAAGAGCACAAAUCCAUUAGCUAUAAUGCCUUUCUUGGAGUAUCGGGUAGAGAAAAGCUUUACAUGUUUUAUGAGGCAAACAAUUCUGUGGCAAAGUCUACAGCAAAUCCCAGUAUUUUGAAAUCAUUUUCUCCUCGUGCCUCUCUUAACAAUAAAUAUUCUUCAUUGAUGAGGAACACUGCACUAAAAGGAGCAGAAUCAUCAACACAGGUUUCUCUUCAUUCUGCAGAAUAUGUUGAAGGAAAAGUACCGUUUGCAAGUGAUAAAGAAGGCCUUCCCCACAGUAGAGGGGACUCUGGAAAAGGCAAAGGGUUUCCAAGAGAUAGGGAGAUGAAACAUUUGCCUAAAAAAAAUUAUAAAAUUGCGCCCGUGUUCCCCCAGCCAAAUGGGAUGCAUGUUACUGACAAUAGUCAUCCUUCUGAACAACUUAGUGCUUACAAUCGAUUGCUAAAAGUUGGGAGGUUAACUGAGUGUGUAAAAUUGCUUGAAGAUAUGGAAAGAAGGGGUUUGUUGGAUAUGAAUAAGGUUUAUCAUGUAAGAUUUUUUGAAGCGUGCAAAAGGAAAAAGGCUAUUAAGGAAGCUUUUCGUUACACCAAGCUGAUUCCAAAUCCAACAUUGAGUACUUUCAAUAUGCUUAUGUCAGUGUGUGCAAGUUCUCAAGAUUCUGAGGGAGCUUUCCAAGUUCUGCAACUUGUCCAGGAUGCUGGACUGAAAGUUGAUUGCAAACUUUAUACAACCCUGGUAUCAACUUGUGCUAAAAGUGGAAAAGUUGACACAAUGUUUGAAGUGUUUCAUAAGAUGGUUAAUGCUGGAGUGGAACCAAAUGUUCAUACAUAUGGAGCCCUUAUUGAUGGUUGUGCCAGAGCUGGGCAAGUGGCUAAGGCAUUUGGUGCUUAUGGGAUAAUGAGGUCUAAGAAAGUGAAGCCAGAUCGAGUUGUAUUCAAUGCACUUAUUACUGCUUGCGGUCAAUCAGGAGCAGUGGAUCGUGCUUUUGAUGUAUUAGCAGAAAUGGGAGCUGAGACACAGCCUAUAGACCCUGAUCAUAUCACUGUUGGUGCUCUGAUGAAGGCAUGUGCAAAUGCUGGUCAGGUUGAUCGGGCACGAGAAGUAUAUAAGAUGAUUCAUCAAUAUAACAUUAAGGGCACUCCAGAGGUUUACACAAUUGCUGUUAGUUGUUGCAGCCAGACUGGUGAUUGGGAAUUUGCCAUCAGUGUGUAUGGUGACAUGACUAGCAAGGGUGUGGUCCCUGAUGAGAUGUUUCUCAGUGCAUUAAUAGAUGCUGCGGGCCAUGCUGGAAAGCUGGAGGCUGCAUUUGAAAUCUUACAAAAGGCCAGGGUCGAAGGAAUACAUGUUGGAAUUGUAUCAUAUAGCUCUCUAAUGGGAGCCUGUAGCAAUUCCAAAAACUGGCAAAAAGCAUUGGAUCUAUAUGAGGAUCUCAAAUCUAUGAAAAUAAAGCAAACUGUUUCAACAUUGAAUGCUCUGAUCACUGCCUUGUGUGAUGGAGAUCAAUUGCAAAAGGCUGUGGAAGUUCUAUCUGAUAUGAAGGGACUAGGAUUGUCUCCCAACAGCAUCACGUAUUCCAUACUUCUGGUGGCAAGUGACAAAAAGGAUGAUCUAGAAGCAGGCCUCAUGCUCCUUUCUCAAGCCAAAAAGGAUGGGAUUUGCCCUAACAUAGUUAUGUGUAGAUGCAUAAUUGGUAUGUGCUUACGAAGAUUUGAGGAGGCUUGUGCACAUGGUGAACCUGUUUUGUCAUUUGACUUGAGACAGCCACCGCUUGACAAUAAAUGGACCUCAGAGGCCUUAAUGGCUUACCGUGACAUAAUUGUAGCUGGUGUAAUGCCUACCAUUGAAGUUUUGUCACAAGUUUUGGGAUGCUUGCAACUCCCCUACGAUGUAUCUUUGAAAAAUAGACUCAUAGAGAAUCUAGGAGUGAGUGUUAACAUAUCGGGAUGCUCAAACCUGUGUUCAUUAAUAUAUGGGUUUGGAGAAUAUGACCCUCGAGCUUUUUCAUUAAUUGAGGAAGCUGCUUCACUUGGAAUUGUUCCCUGUGUAUCAUUCAAAGAAAGUCCAAUUGUUGUUGAUGCAAGAAACUUUCAGACUCAUACUGCUCAGGUCUAUCUCUUAACUGUUUUGAAAGGUCUCAAGCAUCGGCUUGCUGCUGGUUCUAAGUUACCUAACAUAAAUAUUUUACUGCCUGUGGAGAAGACACAAUUUCUGACUCCCAAAGGGGAGAAGACAAUCAGUCUAGCAGGAAGGGUUAGCCAGGCAAUCACAGCAUUACUGAGAAGACUUGGGAUACAGUACCAAGGGAAUGAAUCGUAUGGAAAAAUUAGAAUCAAUGGGCUAACCUUGAGAAGAUGGUUUCAGCCAAAGCUGGAUUCUCCUCUCAGUGGGAAACCAGGAGAUUGGAGUUCAUCCCAAUCACGACUGGGGAAAGAAAUUAUCCAUCAGCAGCGCGAUAUUCGAACUGGAAAUUUAUCUUUGGAUUAAUGUGUCAAUGUUUAUUGAUUCCUGCCAGGAGAGCUUCACAGUAUCUUAGGCAAUUUUCCUAGCAGAAGCUGAUGUUAUCAACAGUUUUUCCACUUACUGUCCUAAGCAUAACUUGCCACUCCAUUCUUUGAAGCUUGACACUUGUUAAUAGAUGUUGUAAGCACCUUCUACAUAUUUUGAGGAGGAAUGAUAAGAGCUGAGGAAAAUAAAGUGAAUAUAGGCUUUGACUUCAAGGUCAAUUCAUGCAAAGCGAAGGGCGAUGGAGCAUUGUACGAGCUUGUUUGUCCAUUUUUGAAAUGUAUUAAGAGUUAUAAUAAGGUCACGGUCUUGAAUUUCAAGACCAAUUCAUGUAAAGAGGGGUAGGUAUGCAGCACUGUCAGCAUGUUUUUCCAUUUUGAGAUGUAUAAUUACAAGGUUACAUACUACCUUAUUACACUUGACUGCAGCUUCAUGGCUGGCCUCUUUAAUAGGCAUUAUGAGGGUCAAUAAAUAUUAAGAGCUGUUACAUUAUAAUGUUAAUAGUUUUAUAAAAUAAA